Sinocyclocheilus grahami is the source of this 1086-nucleotide messenger RNA. Its product is annotated as polypeptide N-acetylgalactosaminyltransferase 16-like. Gene Ontology annotation, biological process: protein O-linked glycosylation. The annotation marks the transcript as partial. Lineage: Eukaryota; Metazoa; Chordata; Actinopteri; Cypriniformes; Cyprinidae. The transcript is spliced from 8 exons. Gene Ontology annotation, molecular function: polypeptide N-acetylgalactosaminyltransferase activity. The record is from RefSeq and is a predicted model, not a curated record. Gene Ontology annotation, cellular component: Golgi apparatus.
GAUUAUUGGCGCAGUUUCAUGGUUAGUUACAGUGAAGUGAUGUGUGAGGAGAGGCGGGCUCUAGGACCUGAGUGAAACCCGCCACAGAGAGAGUGUGUGUGUGUGUGUUCACUGCGCACGGCUUCAUCCUCAUCAUCACCAUCACAGCCGACAGCACAUCACACACUCGGAGCGGGUCGCCAAGCGCUCAGAGCCGCUCAUGAUGCGCAGGAUUCGGGCCAACGCCAUCCUCAUCCUCACCGUGGCCUGGAUCCUCGGCACCUUCUAUUACCUGUGGCAGGACAGCAAACCUUCCUCUUCCUCCUCGUCGUCGGGCUCCCAGCUGAAGAACCACGGGCAGAAAGGGAGGCUGGAGGAGCGCACUCUUCCUCUGAUCGUAACUCAUGCACCAAAGCUGGAGCAGCAGGGUCAGCUCUUGGGCCAGUUUGAUGAAAAGGCUUUUCUAUCCAGUAAGCAGCUGAAGGCAGGUGAGGAUCCGUACAGAGAACAUGCGUUCAACCUGCAGGAGAGCGACCGACUGGGCAGCGAACGCGCCAUCAGAGACACACGCCACUAUCGAUGUGCCUCCAUGACCUUUGACCCUGACCUGCCGCCCACCAGCAUCAUCAUCACUUUUCACAAUGAGGCGCGCUCCACCCUGCUGCGCACUAUUAAAAGUGUACUGAUGAGAAGCCCACCUCACUUGAUACAGGAAAUUAUUCUUGUGGAUGACUUUAGCUCCAACCCUGAAGACUGUCGACUGCUCUCUCAGAUCCCGAAGGUGCGCUGCCUGAGAAACGAGCGCCGGGAAGGUCUGAUCCGGUCUCGUGUCAGAGGGGCGUCUGCGGCUUCGGCCUCCAUCCUCACCUUCCUGGACAGUCACUGUGAGGUCAACACAGACUGGCUGCAGCCCAUGAUCCAGAGAGUCAAAGAGGAUCACACGCGUGCGGUCAGUCCCAUCAUUGAUGUGAUCAGUCUGGAUAAUUUUGCCUACCUGGCCGCUUCUGCAGACCUGAGAGGAGGUUUCGACUGGAGUUUACACUUCAAAUGGGAGCAGAUUCCUAUAGAACAGAAAAUGGCUAGGAAUGACCCAACACAACCGAUCAG